Sinocyclocheilus anshuiensis is the source of this 2412-nucleotide messenger RNA. RefSeq names its product calcium regulated heat stable protein 1 (gene carhsp1). Gene Ontology annotation, cellular component: cytoplasm. The record is from RefSeq and is a predicted model, not a curated record. Gene Ontology annotation, biological process: regulation of mRNA stability. Bases 174 to 650 code for a protein of 158 amino acids. The transcript has 4 exons. Lineage: Eukaryota; Metazoa; Chordata; Actinopteri; Cypriniformes; Cyprinidae. Gene Ontology annotation, molecular function: mRNA 3'-UTR binding.
UCACGCCUCUGGACCCUCAUUCAGAGUGAGACAGACCAGCAGCAAACGCUAAGCAUAAGCAACUUCUUUCUGUCGUGGCUCCUUUCGUUAUUUGCCGUCUACACCAAUCUACGAUUGUUUUCUUAGCCUCGUGCACAUUUGCUAACGUAUCCUUUGAGUGUCCCACCGUCAGCAUGUCCUCAGACGCAUCAUCUCCUGUGAAGUCCACCACCCCUCCUCUGUCCCCGCUGUCUCCUGUCUCUCCAGUUUCCCCCAGCUCUCUGCGUCUGCCUGCCUGCCGCCAAAGAGACCGGUCACUCUCCCCCAUGAGGGUCUACCUGAUUCCCAGCCCCCUGCCCACCCGCCGCAACCGCACCUGCUCAGCUGCAGCACGUGCAGCCGAGGGGCCGGUCUUCACUGGGGUCUGCAAGUGCUUUUCACGUUCCAAAGGACACGGUUUCAUCACGCCAUCAGACGGAGGCAAUGACAUCUUUGUGCACAUAUCUGACAUCGAUGGUGAAUAUGUGCCUAUGGAAGGUGAUGAAGUUAGCUACAAGAUCUGCUCUAUUCCACCCAAACAUGAGAAGAUCCAGGCCGUGGACGUGACCAUCACUCAUUUAGCACCAGGCACGAAGCAUGAGACCUGGUCUGGAGCGGUGGUUGAAACAUGAGAUCCUCUCUUAACUCUGAACUGUGUGAUAGUGAUGAUAAAAGGGGUUUCUGUUCCUUUUCUGGGGGUGGGUGGGGGAUGGGAACGGGGCUGAAUUGCCUUUAAGUGCUGUGUAACAUGACGCCAUAAUUCCAAGAAAAAUAUAAAAAUACUGCAUCUGGUUUUCCCCCUUUCUUUCUUUGGGCUCAGGAGGGGAGUUUGUUUAAAAUUCUCUAUUAUUGGGUUUGUGGUUAAUAAUGUGGAAUGAUCUUACACGAACCAUCUGUGAAUCGCUGAUUGAUUUGAGUACUUUUAAGAACUGGCUGCAAAAUCUUAACAAUAAGCCUUAUCUCAUAUCUAAAUUGCUAAAGUAUGUAGAUUUCCAUAUUUUUUUUAUUCACUGGAAAAAAAAAUUCUGUGUUUGUCUAUACAUUGAAAAUAUAUAAUUUUGAUCAUUUCUCAUGUGUUUCUUGGUCAUUUUGGUUCAAAGACAGUCAAGAACAAUAAAAGAUUAAUCAAAAUGUCAGAUUUAUUUUAACAUUUAUUUUAUAGCUUCCUCAGACAACAUUUAGAUUUUAUGUAGAAAUCACAUCAAUUUCUUUGUAUUUGUACAACACAACUGUAAACAUCUGCAUUUUUUAUAUAGACCUAAUUGUUAGUGUCUGUAAAUAAUACACAUUUCUCAAUUAAAUACUGACUUUGCCGAGUACAGACAGAGCUUUCACAACUCCGAUUGCUGCUAUGCACGCUGCCUGCUCGCAACAUUAAAAGGAACGUUUAAAGACACCCAAAACAACAUGAAUUGCAUUUCUACAUUACACUAACAUAUGGGACACAAAAUCACGAAAGAAUAACACCGUGUUAGAGAGGGUUUGAUUUCGUACAUAUUAAUAUUUGAUGCGUUAAUGUCAGUUAAAUAAGAAACUUGAUUCCGAUGCGGCUGGAAACAUUUUAGUGUUCACAGACAAAACUUACAGAAUGAGCAUUGCAUAAUCUCACUACAGUAAGUAGCUACAUACUGGGGUUUAAGUGUUUAAAAAGGAAAAGACGGUUUGUUUUAAUCAAGCGGAAGGGACGUUUACUCUGUCGGCUCGGAGCAACUGGAAGAGGAGAAUCACCCCAAAGAUCAGAAACGUUUACAGGCUGUGAUAACCAUUAAGUGAAGAUGACCUUGUAGUUGUUAUCCAGCAGAACAAUAUACCUUUUUUUUCUUGCCUGUAAUGAGAAACACGAGGGGAUCAUGUUCACCUGAGUAGAGGAGCGGCCUCAACAAGCUUGUGCUUUUCAAACAUGCUUCCUGACAGAUUACUAUUGUUAGGUGGAUGUUUGGCUUUGAAAAAUACAGAUUUAUGGCCUUUCGUUCACCAUAUUAAUUCUGUUAGAUUGUAGAAAAUAUCAGCCCUCACAUUACCACACCAGGUUGUGCUUUAAAAGUGUCUCAGUAAUGGCAAUGGUUCUUUAUGACUGAGCAAUGACAGUAAAGCAGCCACCUCAAUAAAGGAAAUUGCUUAUUGCUUGAAGGUUUUCAUCUCAACAGACGUCUUAUUAAAAUGGGAAUAGAGGCUCUACAGUUCUCUGCACUUUCACUUUUUCCAGCUUUCCAUUGGCUCGCUCUAGUGCCUCAGAAUGCAGUGAGGCCAACGCUGCUUCCACCAUUUGUCUUUCACACAUGCUUUUAAUUCAGAGAGGACGGUUAUAUUCAGGUACUCUGUAAAUUAAAUCUUCCGUCAUGCAAAAUUUCACACUUUAGACAUUUCAAAUACAGAUAUUAGUAUCUAUAGAUA